Molecule: messenger RNA, 1494 nt
Organism: Quercus robur (English oak)
Lineage: Eukaryota; Viridiplantae; Streptophyta; Magnoliopsida; Fagales; Fagaceae
Product: protein FAR1-RELATED SEQUENCE 5-like
Exons: 3
Coding region: 195-965 (256 amino acids)
Source: RefSeq, a predicted model, not a curated record
UCUCUCUCUCUCUGUGUGCAAAAACAAACGAAACCAAACUCCCCAACAUAGAAGAAGAAGAAGAAGCAGAUCGAGCAAGACAAGAACAGAACACAGAAAGACAGAAGUCAGAAGAACAACCUCAAAACUCCUCUACUUCUUUCCACCAUGCACGCUUCAAUCUCGAUCUAGGACUUGCCCUUUCCACUCGGAGGAUGAUGGAUAAUGAACCUCAUCAGGGAUUUGACUUAGAUGACAGUGACCUAGAUUUGCAAGCUGAAACAUAUGAGAAGCAUAUAAGGAUAGAAGAUGGGCUUCCAAACAACUUAAACUUGUGUGUAGGUGAAGAUGACAGGGUGUCAGAUCAAUCUGUUGGAGAUUUACCUAUGAAUGCAGAAGCUUUAGAACCAUACAUAGGCAUGGAGUUCAAUUCAAGAGAUGAAGCUAGAGAAUUUUAUGUUACCUAUGGUAGGCGCACUGGUUUCACUGUACGUAUACACCAUAACCGUCGUUCACGAGUGAACAAUCAGGUUAUUGGUCAAGAUUUUGUUUGUUCAAAAGAAGGCUUUCGUGCAAAAAAGUAUGUUUAUAGAAAAGACAGAGUUCUUCCUCCACCCCCUGUUACCCGAGAGGGCUGUCAGGCAAUGAUAAGGCUAGCUUUAAGGGAUGGAGUGAAGUGGGUUGUCACCAAAUUUGUGAAAGAGCAUAAUCAUAAACUAAUGAGUCCCAGUAAAGUCCCAUGGCGGGGAUCAGGAAAGCACUUAGUUAGUGAGGAUGAGAAAGAUAAGAGAAUCCGUGAGCUGUCCCUUGAGUUGUAUAAUGAGAAGCAAAAGUGUAAGCGUCGAUGUGCUGCAUAUGAAGAACAAUUAAACAUGAUUUUGAAAGAUUUGGAACAACACACAGAACACAUAUCCAAAAAAGUCGCUGAUAUAGUUCAAAGCAUUAAAGAUAUUGAGGAAGAACAAUCGGAAGCUGAUAGUGGAUAGAGUUAAUGCAGCUUGAACUGUAUCUUCCCUCAAUCCUGGUUUUUCCCUGGAUUAUUUGAUUAAGCCCAAUAAUCCUAUUCACGAGCCAUAGGUCAAUUAGCAUACCCGCUUCACCUGUUAUUCAUCAUGGAAGUGGAUAAAGAUCAAGGACCUAAAAGUCAAUUAAUUGUUAUGAGAAAAUCAGUUUGAGUGUUGACGUCCUGGCACAACAUGCUUGAUCUCAUCAAUGUUUUGCAGUAUAGCAUGAGUAAUUAUUCUUCUUGGAGAAUUGCUGAAUCAUUAUUUGCAGAAUUGGGGUAUAUUGUCUUGGCCAAAGAGCCGAGAAAGGUACAAGCAUACUAUCAUUCUUAUGUAAAACUUUUUUUUUUUUUUUUUAAUUUGAUUAGUUGUACAAUUUUUUGCUCAUUGAUGUAACUGUACGUUUUCAUGUUAAAUAUGUUGAUAAAGAAUUUUGUGUAAUUUUCCCUAUGGAUUGCACUUGCAGUGAGGUUGAGCUAGCAAUGGAGAAAGUAUUAUUUGCCUGUACUAA